Messenger RNA from Myzus persicae (green peach aphid), 2243 nucleotides. Its product is annotated as solute carrier family 22 member 21-like. Gene Ontology annotation, cellular component: membrane. NCBI's taxonomy places the organism in Eukaryota, Metazoa, Arthropoda, Insecta, Hemiptera, Aphididae. The record is from RefSeq and is a predicted model, not a curated record. The transcript is spliced from 11 exons. Gene Ontology annotation, biological process: transmembrane transport. Gene Ontology annotation, molecular function: transmembrane transporter activity. The coding region runs from base 232 to 1884 and encodes 550 amino acids.
GCAGUCGCGCACCCGCCCGCAGCCUUUACAGUUCACGCCGACGACUGCAGUCGUGCACGCGCGCACGUCGCCGCCGCGGUCUCGUCGCACGUGCUUUAUUCCUCCGAUCAACCCCGAGGGCAGCGCCGCCGCGAUAACGACAUCGCACGAAAUAUAAUAUUAUAAUAUAUUAUUAUUGCCGAUAUAUUAUUAUCUUCGUGACCGUCCCGCCGGAACCCGAACGCAGCCAAGAUGUUGUACCAAGAAGUGAACUCCGGAGAAAUAAUGGAUUUAGACGAGAUCUUAAGCAACUUUGGAUUGGGCUCAUAUCAAGUGACCGUCUGUGCUCUAAUGGGGCUCGUGCUCAUGUACUCAAACAUAUCACCGCUUAGUUACGCCGUUACAGCCAGUGACCUUAAAUACAGAUGCGAAGUUCCGCAGUGCGACAUCGACAACCCAAUUUACGAACCGGACUGGUUAAACCGGGUGAUACCUUUCAAAGAAAAGAGCAUAGAGCCAUACAAAUGCCUCAAGUACCACUACAAACAAACCAACGGGACGGACGUCUCUGCAAAUAAGACGUGUAACUUCGACGCAUUCGACGUCAAUUCAAGAGAGAAGUGCAACAAAUGGGUGUUCGGCGAAACGGAAAGAACGAUAGUGAACGAUUUUGGUCUUAUGUGCGAGGAAAACAAAUGGAAACUUAGCAUGGUGGGAACAAUCAACAGCCUUGGUCAGUUCGUGGGCAUUCCUUUAGCAGGAUUUAUUUCUGACAAGUAUGGACGCAAGUUUAUCUUAAUUAUAGGAUCAGUUACGUCGGCCGUGCUGGGCACGGCUCGGUCCUUCACUACCGAUUACUAUUCAUUCCUCCUUUUCGAAUUUUUGGAUUCCAUGGCCUCCAGUGGGGUGUAUGCAGCCACCUUUGUAUUAGGUCUAGAAUUAGUCAGUCCGAAAGCACGGGUCACGGUCAGUACUCUGAUGGGCUGUUUCUAUCCCAUGGGUGCGGUUAUCAUGGGCUUCGUGGCUUACAUGGUUCUCGAUUGGCGGAUAAUGCUUAGGAUAGUCUACUUGCCCGGACUGCUUAUAUUAGGAUAUGCUUGGUACGUGCCAGAGUCCAUGCGAUGGCUUCAAACGCAAAACCGAAUCGAAGAAAUGGCCAAGGUUUUGUCCAAAGUUGCUAAAUCCAAUGGCAAAACACUGCCGUCAAGCGUCAAAGAAGCACUGAUUGCUAACACCAAAGCCAACGCCAACGCAACGAACGGGGUCGACGAUGAUAAUCAAUUGUCUUGUAGUAAAUUAAUGAGUAAAAUAUUUAGUUCAAAGGAGAUUUUCCUGCGGCUGAUCAACUGUUCGUUUUGCUGGACAACGAUUACGUUAGUUUAUUACGGCCUAUCGUUAACUUCUGUGGAGUUCUCCGGUAACAAAUACUUGAACUUUAUGCUUGUAAACGCGGUAGAAGUGCCAGCUUUUUUGACAUCAUGGUACUUCAUGGAACACUUUUCCAGGCGAAAUACCCAAGCGUUUUCAUUCCUCUUCAGUGGCAUUGGAUGUAUUAUGGUGAACGUAAUACCUCAGAAUUAUUUAUGGGUGAAACUGUUGUUGUUCUUGAGCAGCAAGUACGCCAUCACCAUGGCAUUUAAUACCAUGUACGUAUUCACUGCAGAGAUGUUCCCCACCGAAUUGCGUAUGUCCCUGUUCGGCAUAGCUUCCAUGUUUGGUCGAAUGGGCUCCAUGAUCGCUCCACAGAUGUCGCUGUUGAGUGUCUAUUUUGGACAAUACGUGCCAAUCUUGUUGUUCGGAAUCAUUUCGUUUAUGGCCGGGGCGCUAGCUUUCUUGUUCCCGGAAACAAAAGAUCAAAAAUUACCAGACACAGUAAAACAAGCUGAAUUCGUUGGAGAGGUCUAAAAAGAUUCUGAACGGUUCGUGAAUCCAACGGAAGUACACCGGGAGAGAACACCGGUUGCAGUCGUGCCUUAUGACAUUUGUAUAUUAGUUAUAUUUUUAAUAAUGAUUCCAUGUGUCUCAUAACGUAUUAAUUUAUUUUUAUAAUUAUUUAACGCUAAGCAAUAGUAUUUUAUAAACCUUAAUACUGAAGGAAACUAGUUUCUAUAAUCUUUAAGUUCACAUCAUUCAUAUAUAACUAACUCCACUAACUGUGUAUGUAUGUGUACACAUUAUACAAUACUGGAUUAUUUUUAAUGUAUAGUGUAUACACAUUACAUAUAAUGUGAUGGUAAAUAAUAUCUCAACAAAUUCCAUUUCAU